Perkinsus marinus ATCC 50983 is the source of this 827-nucleotide messenger RNA. RefSeq lists its product as hypothetical. NCBI's taxonomy places the organism in Eukaryota, Perkinsozoa, Perkinsida, Perkinsidae. The record is from RefSeq and is a predicted model, not a curated record. Gene Ontology annotation, molecular function: RNA binding. The transcript has 5 exons. Gene Ontology annotation, biological process: mitochondrial RNA processing; regulation of mitochondrial mRNA stability. Gene Ontology annotation, cellular component: ribonucleoprotein granule; mitochondrial matrix. The coding region runs from base 23 to 691 and encodes 222 amino acids.
AGUCGCAUCGAGUAAUUCUGAUAUGAUAUCAACGACCGGUCUCCUAGCUUCGUCGAUGCUGCGGCGCACAGCUUUGAAUGCGACGUCCUGUCUGCUUGCACGACGUCCAUUCACUGCCGCGGCCACUGCUGCUGCUGCUCUCAAUGAAAAACUGACCCCUGAGGAACAGGCUGAGAAGCAAAGGCUCAUCAAAGAGCUCACGAAGAAGCUUGCAGGUCCUCUGGCUGACGAGAAUGGCAACGUGCCCACUGGGAAGGACCGUCCUAUCGCUAUCGAAGUGGAUGGUCCGAGCCACUUCUAUGCGAACAGCACCAAGUACACGGCAUACACGAAGUUGAAACACCGCCUUUUGACGCGAAUGGGCUACAAAGUCCUGCACGUGCCGUACUUCGAGUGGAGGAAGCUCCGUGGUGCGAAGGAGAGAGAGGAGUAUAUGCGAACCAAGCUCAAGGAGGAACCCACUGAGUGGCUCGAUCCUGAGGAUGAGAAAUACUACAUGGCCCGACAUGCAGAGAUGGUCAAAGUCGUUGGAGAAUCCGAGAUCUCAUCCGAGCCUACUCCGCAAGCCAUUGAUAAGGCACCAUCUGUUUCUGGUGCUAGCACUCCUAAAAGCACUUCUAGCGGUGGACGUGUCCCGUUCGUCCCCCCUCCUCCACCUCCCCCUCGAGCACCUCCGCCACCAAGACCGUAGCCACAGUAGAUAGGAGCGUUUCCGGGCAUGAUUCAGUCAUAGUUUCAUCAUAAUUGUCGUUCACUCUGGUCGCGGUUGGUGCAUAAUUACAAAAACAUAUGAGGAUUUUAUGUGAUGCGAUAGUGACGUUUCAGCU